UCAGAUUGACAAAUUAAAUAAUGUCAAUACCAAUAGUAAAUUGCGAUUUGUUCAUCGUCCAAAAUAAUACAAAUUCUUGAAGAAUUUCAUUUUAAAUGAUAUUUCACAAUGGAUAGGUUUGAGUAUAUUGAAGCACGGUUAUUUGACGGUGAAAAUUACCUUAAACGUGAUAAAAAUGUGAAGAUAUAUGACGGUGAUGAUAAGACUCAUUUUACUGAUGGAGAAGUAGUGCUAACCACACACAGAAUCCUGUGGGGAAAGCCAGGAGAUAUACCUAAGGGACUUGUAUGCUUGUCACUGCAUUUAUACUAUGUUUUUUGUAUAGAGGAGGAAAGUGGUGGAGUAUUUGGUCUUGGUGGACCUAAACGAAUUAUAUUGCAUUUGGGACCUGCAUUACCAGGCAAAAGACCAGGGCCUGCUGUAGUUAGUCCAUUCCAUUUUGUGAAAUUUUCUUUCAAAGAUGGAAUUGACCAAGUAUUUUAUAAAGCUCUAACUGAUGCUGUUGCUGCUAAAGCAUGGGAGAGGCCAGCAACUAUUUCUUCACCAACAAGUGUAACAAGCUCAAAUGCAUCCCUAAAACCAGCAGUAACUCCCGUUAAUUCUAAAAUCCGUUCUGGAAUUGUUGGAAUUGAAAGAAGUAUAGAAGAACAACACAGAGCUACUGAUGAAAGCAUCAACGUAGCAUUUCAGGAUUUGAAAAAACUUAUGGAAAAAGCCAAAGAUAUGGUUGCAAUUUCCAAAAAUAUUUCUACUAAAAUCAGGGACAAACAAGGUGAUAUUUCGGAAGAUGACACAGUUAGAUUUAAAGCCUACCUCAUGAGCUUAGGUAUUGAUGAUCCAGUGACCAGAGACGCGUUUAGAUCUGACUCGGACUAUUAUUUGGGACUCUCACAACAGAUUUCUGACAUGAUGGUGGCUGUACUCAUGGAUUGUGGAGGAAUAAUGUCAUUAGCUGAUGUAUGGUGCAGAGUAAAUCGAGCCAGAGGUUUGGAACUCAUAUCCCCUGAAGAUCUUUUAAAUGCUUGCAAAUUGUUGCAGACAAUUGGUGCUCCUAUGACCCUUAGGAAAUUUCCUAGUGGUGCAUGUGUUCUUCAGCUAAAUAGUCAAAGGGAUGAAGAAGUAGCCAAGACUACCUGUGAAUUGCUUGAAGAUAAUGGAUACCUGACCCCUGUGAAGUUAUCUCAAAUCGCAAAUGUUUCCGUCCUACUAGCACGCGAGCGUCUAUUCACGACUGAACGCCUUGGUAUGGCAUGCCGAGACGAAUCUAUUGAAGGCCUGGCAUUUUAUCCUAACCUAUUUUUAAGAGAAGCCUCAUAGAUAACACUACUAUUAUUACUGUUGCUAAUUAUGUUAGAGUUUAUUAUAAUUAUUUGCAACA
Molecule: messenger RNA, 1378 nt
Organism: Spodoptera litura
Lineage: Eukaryota; Metazoa; Arthropoda; Insecta; Lepidoptera; Noctuidae
Gene: Vps36
Product: vacuolar protein sorting 36
Biological process (GO): protein transport to vacuole involved in ubiquitin-dependent protein catabolic process via the multivesicular body sorting pathway
Cellular component (GO): ESCRT II complex; late endosome membrane
Molecular function (GO): phosphatidylinositol-3-phosphate binding; ubiquitin binding
Source: RefSeq, a predicted model, not a curated record